Messenger RNA from Ochotona curzoniae (black-lipped pika), 2602 nucleotides. It is a transcript of the gene TMEM41B, whose product is annotated as transmembrane protein 41B. Lineage: Eukaryota; Metazoa; Chordata; Mammalia; Lagomorpha; Ochotonidae. The record is from RefSeq and is a predicted model, not a curated record. Gene Ontology annotation, cellular component: endoplasmic reticulum membrane. Bases 183 to 1049 code for a protein of 288 amino acids. The transcript has 7 exons.
CUAGUCAGGCUGCGCGUCUCCGCGGGGUCGCUGUUCGCCGGGCCGAGGUUGUGUCUGCGGACGAGGCCGCGCCGGAAGGGGCUCGGCAGCGGCAGCUCCGCGUCGGACGCUCCGGCACCGCAGUUUCAUUGUUUAGGGGACGCGGCAUCACCCGGCUCUCGCCUCCGUGCCUUGUGGUGGCCAUGGCGAAGGGUAGAGCUGUCGAACGACCGCAGACGGGGGCGUUGCCCACGACCCCCGUGCGAGAUGGGGCGGCGGGGCCGCGAGGGCCUUGCAGCGGAGACCACCUGAAGGAAAAAGCCUGUGCUGAAGCUGGGUCAGCAAGAAUGUCACUCCUUAUAUUGGUGUCCAUUUUCUUAUGUGCGGCUUUUGUUAUGUUUUUGGUAUACAAAAAUUUUCCACAACUUAGUGAAGAAGAAAGAGUGAAUAUGAAGGUUCCCAGAGAUAUGGAUGAUGCCAAGGCUCUAGGAAAAGUUUUAUCCAAAUAUAAGGACACCUUUUAUGUACAAGUACUUGUAGCUUAUUUUGCUACAUACAUUUUCUUGCAGACAUUUGCUAUUCCAGGUUCAAUAUUUCUCAGUAUACUCUCAGGGUUCCUUUAUCCCUUUCCUCUAGCCUUAUUUCUUGUUUGUUUGUGUUCUGGACUUGGUGCCUCAUUUUGCUAUAUGCUCUCCUAUUUAGUUGGGAGGCCAGUUGUGUACAAAUACCUAACAGAGAAAGCAGUGAAAUGGUCACAACAGGUUGAGCGUCACAGAGACCAUCUCAUUAAUUACAUUAUAUUUUUGAGAAUAACGCCAUUCCUGCCAAAUUGGUUUAUUAAUAUUACAUCUCCUGUGAUAAAUGUACCAUUGAAAGUUUUUUUUAUUGGCACUUUCCUCGGUGUUGCACCUCCUUCUUUUGUAGCGAUUAAGGCAGGCACAACAUUGUACCAGCUUACAACAGCAGGAGAAGCUGUUUCAUGGAACUCAGUAUUUAUUCUCAUGAUUCUGGCUGUCCUUUCUAUUUUGCCAGCCAUCUUCCAAAAAAAACUAAAGCAGAAAUUUGAGUAAAAAAAAAAAAUCAUCAAGUUUUUAAUUUUUCUGUCAUCAUCAUCAUCAUCAUCAUCAUCAUCAUCUCAGGAUUGGCAGGUGCAUCCAUUUAUGUUUUGAAUCACCUCUUCAGUAACUGAAACAAAGAAUUUGUAAAAUAAAAAUUUCUACCAGUUUAAAAUAAUAGGUUUAAGUGGCAAGGGAAAGAAGAAAGUGUAAAAUAACAUUGAUAUACUCUAAAAAUUGCUAUCAAGAGUUAUGGCGAACAUCUUAAUUAUGGUACUAAAAAUAGCUGUAAGUAAUAGUAAUGUGGAAGAAAAUAUUCAAUUAGUAUCUUUUCUGUCUCAUAACAUAUUCUAGAUUUUAUAAAUAGCAUUGCAGUUCUUGGUAAUAUUAGCCUUCUUUCAGCAAAUAAACUACAUAGGUAAUAGAUUAAGAGAUUUGCAUUUUUCUUCCUCUUUGUUACUUUGAGGUAAUAGAUUUGUGCAUUUUAGUUGACCAUUGAAUAAGGAAAAGCUAAGAAGUUACAUAGUUUAUAACAUUUUUUGUUCUAGAUUUUUAUCAUGCCUUAGUCCAAAAUUUGACAUUCUGUUCAGUUCAGUCCAUUUUCAUUUUUUUUUCUAGCUUUUAUGGUAUUUCCACUGUGCAUAUUUGAAAUAUGGAUUAUAUGUUAACGCUAUUGUAAUUGUUGAUAAUUCAUACACUCAGAUAAUAUUUUAUUAUGAUGCCUCUUCACUGUUGAGGAAGGGGAUCCAAAAAGCAAACACUCAAUGAAUGCAGUUUUUAAGACAUUAGAUUCUUUUAUGUCUGGAGAUAGAGUGGCUAGACUCAGUUUCUUCUAAUGACUAAAAUUUACCUCAUUUAUUUAUUAGUCUUCUUAAUAAGAAAUGUAUUAUGUAACUAUUCUUUUAAAUGCAUGAUAUAUCUAUGAAAAUGUCCUGUUUCUGGCUUUUUAGUUUGGGGCUGUUUUUGAUUAAUGCAGUUUCUCAAUAAUUUCACUUUUUUUUUUAACUUACAAAGUAAAAUUAACUUCUCACAUGGGAACUACUAUACUUAAAUUGUUCUAGAAAAAUGAAACCACUUUUUGUUACUUCGUUAGUGUUCAUGUCUUUGAUUCCUUGAUUCUAGAACAUAGACAACCUGAACUACUCUCUUGGUUUUACCUCCACCCCAAAACUGUUGUCAUGUUGAAAAAUAGUUCACCUGUGUAAUAAGCCCUUGUAUGUUUUGUUGUGAGAGAUAUAAUCAUCCUCAAAGCUUGUUUCAUAAUGUGGAUUAAUUCUUUAUUUUUUUUUCUAUCACAGUAUUAACAAAUGAAUUUAUUGUAAAUACAAAGCAAAUAUAUUGAUUAAUAUAGUAUUCUUAUGCCACCUGGCCUCUUUGUGAAAUUAUUUAUUGUUACUUUUAGUAAGAUUUUUUCUUACUGGCCAGAGAUUGAGUGAUAAAGCUUUUGUUAUUUUUGCAAGUAAACCUACAACACAAUCUUCUUGAACAGAAUUCACUAAAUACACCUGUAUAAAAGAUAAUGGAGUCAAUUUUUAUGAGCCUUUUAAAAUAAAAGAACUUGAAUUCAA